CGAUGGGAUAUUACGGUGAAAACUCCAAAAAUGAAGCAAGAGAAUGUGAAUUGAACGACCGAAGUACGUAACGUAAAAGCAUUGGGAUAUGCGUGGUGGGCACUUUAGCAGUAGCAACCGCAUCCUCAUUAUCCAUUAGCGAAAACUGGUGGCUGCAGCAAAGCGGUGAGAUGAGUUCGAUAGGCCAAAGCAUACUGAUGGCACUCACAGUAACAGUGAACAAGUAUGCUUCUUCCAACUUGCAGGCCGUUUCUCACAGAAAGCAUCCUAAAUCGCCGCCCAAUUCCGCCGUCACCACCAGUAGAAGAGGCCUCCUCUUAUCCUCCCUCGCGGCCGCCUCCCUCACUGAUCAAGUCCCUGACUCCAGAACUCUCCUUCUCAAGAAAUACCUCAAGAAAUCAGAGGAAAACAGAGAUAAAAAUGACAAAGAGAGGCUGGAGAGUUAUUACAAGCGUAACUACAAGGAUUAUUUUGAACUUGUGGAGGGAACAUUGAAGGCAAAGCAGCAAGAUCAGCUUUCUGAUACAGAAAAAGUUUUCACUUUUCAGAGUCAGAACUCAUAGUCUCUGAUACCAUCCUCACUCGAUUUUCUCCCUCCUCUUACAUUUGUUGGCGUUUAUUCAUUGCUUCUAUCAUUUCCGCCAUGUUCUUCCAUCACCGUCGCUGUUGCUGUUGUCGUCGCCAUCGCCGCAUCCUCUUCAUUCUUAUUUGUGAGUUUUUCACCUCCAUUCUUUCUGUGGAUUUCAUACUUUUUGUGAUUUGAUAUGAUUAUUUUCUUUGGUUAAAA
Neltuma alba is the source of this 787-nucleotide messenger RNA. RefSeq lists its product as uncharacterized. The record is from RefSeq and is a predicted model, not a curated record. The transcript is spliced from 4 exons. The coding region runs from base 171 to 563 and encodes 130 amino acids. NCBI's taxonomy places the organism in Eukaryota, Viridiplantae, Streptophyta, Magnoliopsida, Fabales, Fabaceae.